Messenger RNA from Symbiodinium sp. CCMP2592, 1536 nucleotides. The record is from the annotation of a GenBank genome assembly. NCBI's taxonomy places the organism in Eukaryota, Dinophyceae, Suessiales, Symbiodiniaceae.
AUGGAGGACCGUGAUCAAACCGAGACAUCCUGGGCAGGCGGGUGUGACGGGGAUGUGGACCUUUCACGAUGUCUUCGACUUACCUAUACUUACCUUUUGUUCACAGAGUAUCGCGCUGUUUCAAGCACCUUCGACGUAUCAUGGGUAGUAUCUGGAAGCUUGCACAGGGUCGCACUUGCUGUUUCAAAUUCACCUGUCUUCGAGGAGAGCGAACCCAGAACACGCAAGGAUCCAGAGUUCGUGGUCGAGAAAGAUGUGGCGGACACCACACCUGUCACAGAACCAACAGAAGGCGCUGACAUGCAGGAGGAUCCUUAUGACCGCAUCCGCAUGAGCCAAAUCGAUCUGAACAACAAGCUGAUGGAACUGGACCAGGAGUUUGCCAGAACGACGGGCACCAAAAUCUUCCAAAUCGACCGGUCAGAACUCAGCGUGACGUAUCUGGUGCGGCACCCUCUCUUCAAUUUGAUUACUGCAUUCAUGAUCAUCGUGAAUGCAAUACAGAUUGGGUACGAUGCAGAAAUCACUGCCACAACCACGGGCAGCUCGCCACUGUGGAUGAACAUUUGGUCCCUGGUCUGCACCCUGUACUUCGCAGUGGAGUGCACGCUUCGAAUUUGGACUUUCCGUCGGGAAUUCUUCUGCGGUGAGGCCUGGCCAUGGAACCUGUUUGAUUUGCUCCUGGUUGUCUGCUCUGCAGCGGAUUUUGCACCAUUCCUCUACGGUGAUGCAGAGAGCUCAAUUGUACUGGAUGCUUUGCGUGCCCUGAAGCUGCUUCGAAUCAUUCGUGUCUUCCGCGUCUUCCGGGUCAUCAAGCAGCUGUCCAACUUGAUGGUGAUGAUUGCCGACUCCAUCAACUCGCUUCUCUGGGCUUUGGUGAUGCUGGUGAUCAUCAUGUAUGUGUUUGCAGUCUGCAUCAUGACCUUCACCUCGGAUUGGGUGGCGACGUCGUCUGCUGAUGACCCGGUGGUGGGUCGCAUCCAGGGCGCUUUCGGAUCCCUGGGGCAGUCUUUCUUCACCCUCGUGGUCGUCAUGCUCGAUGGUGUGGACUUUGCGGACAUCCUGGAAGACCUCCUUCUGGUAGGUUGGAUGCCCUUUGCACUCCUGAUGUUCUUUGUUCUGUUCACGAAUCUGGCCGUGCUGAAUGUCGUGACAGGCGUUUUCGUUGACCGCGCGCUCGAAGCCGAGAAAUCUCAGAGGGAGUAUCAAGUGGAACGUGCGCUGAAGAAUCAGAUCUCGUUCAAGAAGCAGAUUAUCCAUCUGGUCGCCAAGAUCGACAGCAAUGCAGAUGGGCGCAUUACCCGAGAUGAGUUGCACGCCAUGCUGGAGGAUCGCACUCUGUCAGCUCACUGGGAAACGCUUGGGCUGGUUGGUCUUAACAGGAAACUUCAAGCAGAUCGGCUCUUCAACUUGGUUGACGAAGACUCGGAUGGCGCCAUCUACGUGGAUGAGUUUCUGGACAAAGCCGGCUUCCUGCGCGGCCCGGCCAGCGCCACCCAUCUGCCAACAGAAUGGGAGCCUUUUCAUGGAAUCUGA